AUGGACUCAAAGUUAUUUCUCAAGUCAGCCAAUACCAGACAUUUUCGCACUCAACAUGCUGGCUCUGGAGUCAUCCACUUGUACAUCAACAGCAGUUACAAAGAAAAGUGUGCAAAGAGGAACAUGGCUAGUGGUGACAAGCCAAAACCUAAAAUUGAAGGAAAGUAUAGCCCGAGAGAACUGCCAAUGGUUCCGGAGACCAAACUCGAAAAAGGCGAUCACGAAAACCGCUCCAGCCACAAUCCGUCGAGGAACGUGGCUGCCUCCUCAACGCCGCACAGGGCACGUGAGGUCAGCGUUCUCUUUGCAAUGGAUGUGUCUCCUAGUGGCACGAAAGUGUGUAGAAAUCUGUUGUUGGUCCUCGAGAGACUAAUUUUUGCGUGGAUUCCCGAUAAGUCCCAUUUCCUGUUGCUACCCCUUCGUAAAAACUCGAAGGCCAGCGAGAUCCAGGAAUCUCUGGAUAAAAUCUGUGGAUGCGUUGUCGGGGAAGUAUGCGAGGAUCUCCCAGAGGUAUCCAUAUUUGUCUUUAAGAAAUGCCGAAGUUUGCGUUGCUUCCUCGUCCUGUCCUGCAUCUCUAGUCCUCGGGCAACAGAGUUGCAUGGUUAA
Molecule: messenger RNA, 606 nt
Organism: Darwinula stevensoni
Lineage: Eukaryota; Metazoa; Arthropoda; Ostracoda; Podocopida; Darwinulidae
Source: the annotation of a GenBank genome assembly